This is a messenger RNA of Acanthisitta chloris (rifleman), 1569 nucleotides long. RefSeq names its product spermatogenesis associated 2 (gene SPATA2). Gene Ontology annotation, biological process: protein linear deubiquitination; regulation of tumor necrosis factor-mediated signaling pathway; regulation of necroptotic process. Gene Ontology annotation, cellular component: cytoplasm. The coding region runs from base 1 to 1569 and encodes 522 amino acids. The record is from RefSeq and is a predicted model, not a curated record. Lineage: Eukaryota; Metazoa; Chordata; Aves; Passeriformes; Acanthisittidae. The transcript has 2 exons.
AUGGAUACAAAAUACAAGGACGAUCUGUUCAGGAAGUAUGUGCAGUUCCACGAGUGCAAACUGAACGCCUCGGACAACAAGCAGCGUCCCAUCAACGAUGAGUACCUGCGUGUGGCAGCUGCAGCCCUGCUCUGCCUGCCCAAGAUCGAUCCCUUUUAUAGAUUCCGGCUGAUCAAGUUCUACGAGAUGGCCGAGAACUCGCUGAGAGCUGUGAAAUCCUCCAGUUUACAUUCUCUCCAUAACGCAUUCAACAUGCUCGAGACGGUUGGGAUUAAUCUCUUUCUUUACCCCUGGAAAAAGGAGUUCAAGAAUAUUAAGACCUACACUGGACCCUUUGUUUAUUAUGUAAAGUCUUCUCUAACCGAAGAUGAUGUCAGGCAGAUUCUGAACUACAUGGGCUAUGUCCCAGAACUGGGAACAAUGUAUAAGCUCAAAGAGCAGGUUGAUGCCAUUCAAGUGAAAAUGAUUUCAUUUGAACUCUUUCUGGCCAAAGUGGAGUGUGAGCAGCUCCUUGAAAUCCACUUGCAAGUGAAGGACAAAGGGUAUUCGGAGAUCGACGUGAUCCACGAGCGGAAGAGCAGCACGGAGGACGUCAGGGGCUGCGCGGAGGCCAUGAAACGCCGCGUGGAGGUCAAGGAGAGCCUCAACACCUCCAUGGCGCGGAUGGUGCUCCAGAAAUCGGCCAGCGAACGCGCCUCCAAGGACUACUUCAAGCCAAAGGUGAGCAAGCCUUCCAAGUCGGUGGACACCUAUGAUAGUUACUGGGAGACCAAGAAGCCGCCUCUGAUGAGCUCCCUGAGCCUCAGGAAGGAGCCGAUUCUGGUUGAUGCAGAAGAUGACAUUAAAGAUGAGAUUAUCCGCCCGUCGCCCUCCCUGCUGACCAUGUCCAGCUCCCCACACGGGUGUUCUGAUGAGUACUUGCCAACUUCAUCUCACCACAAUGGCAUGCUAAGAACAAAUGUCCCUUACAGCUCCUAUUUUUCUGCUCAAGAGGACUUAGAUUUAUAUACUGAUCACGAUUCUAGAAGCAUGUUGAAUUUUAAAAGACAAGAGUCUAUUAAGCCUGACGUAUGGGUGUUAAAGAGUGAUGCCAACCCCGUUUACCCCAAACGCACCCACCUAGCCAAAGAGACAGCUGCCAAGUGCCAGAGCUGUGGCAUACCUUGUGGCACCUCUGUUUGCCAAAAGUGUGACAAUCUGUUCAACUCGCGGCAGGAAUACCCAGCGGUGAAGCAGAGCACCUACUCCAUCAAACCCCUCCCCAGCGACGGCUUGUCUCCCGCGGCUGCGCUGAGGGAGAAAUCUCAGUACACGUCUCAGACUCAGAGUCAAGACAGAGCUGCUCAGUUCAGCUCCAAAUCCAAACCCUCGGGCACCUCGCGCUGCGGCUUCUGUAACCGCUCCGGAGCUGCCAACACGUGCACCUUCUGCUCCAAAGUCUCCUGUGACACUUGCCUCAAUGCUUACUAUUACGAUCCCUGCUGUAGGAAGAGUGAGCUCCACAGGUUCCUGCCCAACAACCAAUUAAACUAUAAGUCAUCCCAGCUGUCCCAUGUGGUUUACAGAUAG